This is a messenger RNA of Adineta ricciae, 1515 nucleotides long. The record is from the annotation of a GenBank genome assembly. Lineage: Eukaryota; Metazoa; Rotifera; Eurotatoria; Adinetida; Adinetidae.
AUGUACUUUCGUCCACUUCGACUUUUCAAAUUCAUCAUCACUUUCAUUUCCAUUAUCAUACUCAUCUAUGAGCUUCGCCGACUACUACAUUCACCGUCACUCACACCCUCAUCCGAAGAUCAACACACUCAACAAAUUCCUCAACAGCCCAUUCCAACAGCAGAUAUCCAACAUGUGUCACACACGCUCCCACCAUUCUACAUUUCCCUGCCUCACUUCUCGGAUGACGAAGCAAAGAUCUGGUUCUACAACUCAUCCUACUACAAGUUCCACUCUAAACUGUGUGCUGAUNAGCUCCGCCGACUACUACAUUCACCAUCACUCACACCCUCAUCCGAAGAUCAACACACUCAACAAAUUCCUCAACAGCCCAUUCCAACAGCAGAUAUCCAACAUGUGUCACACACGCUCCCACCAUUCUACAUUUCCCUGCCUCACUUCUCGGAUGACGAAGCAAAGAUCUGGUUCUACAACUCAUCCUACUACAAGUUCCACUCUAAACUGUGUGCUGAUGGAACUUGUGAAAGUCGAGGAGUGCUGUUCAACAACACCAAAGAACAUCUCUCUGUCAACACGUUCCUCGUUCCCAACGGUCUCUAUCUCAACGAUGAAUGUGGUUAUAACUACGGUGACGCUGCGCUGAAACGAACAUUCCACAGCACAGACGAAACGACUGUGAUCUAUGACAAGGCUAUCAUCUUCACUGUUCCUGAUGGAUGGAGUUUCCAGCAUUUUCUUGAUGGCGUGGGACCCAAACUAGCUCACUCUCACUCCUAUCUACAACAAUAUCCCGAUGCUAAAGUGCUUAUUCUCAAAGGUGCUCGAUUCGAUCGAUCCGUCCAAGAGAUCUGGUCCAUGCUAGGGGUGGAGAACGAACAGAGGAUUGUUCAUUAUUCUUCGAACAUGAAAGUUGGUGCUCGUCUUCUCAUCAAUCCAUGUCGAACACCUGGUAUUCAUCCUCGUCUCUGGCAAGAUGCUCGUCUCAUGUACUGGUCGAUCUCGGGACUUCUCAAAACGAACUCAUCAGCUCCGUCCGAAAGAAAGAACUUCAUCUACAUCCAGCGAACAUCUACGAAUGCGAUGAACAGCGGUCGUCUGAUAGUCAACGAACAGGCGUUCGUGGAAGUACUUCGUGCAUACUGCGCCAAGCAUUCUCUCAACUAUGUUCAGUACGAUCACUCGAAAGACACCGGUCACAUUCGAUCUCGGAUCGAGCUGUUCUAUAAUGCGCGAGUGAUCAUUGGUGUUCACAGCGGUGCACUGUCGAACAUGAACUUUGCCCAAUCGGGCACGACGGUGAUCGAAGUGAUGCCAUAUCGAUCGGGUUCGAGUUCGCUGCCGAUGACGUGUUCAAUGUUUCGUGUGGAAGAUAUGAAGGCAUGUGCUGGCUAUAUUUUGUAUACUCAAGCACAGUUGUUGAAUCAAUCAUACUGGAUGUUGCCAUUUGUUGUUAAUGGCGAGAGUAAUCUGAAUGUUGAUCUGAAUCGUGUUCAAAAACUGUUGGAUCAGAUCUGA